Molecule: messenger RNA, 2396 nt
Organism: Phlebotomus papatasi
Lineage: Eukaryota; Metazoa; Arthropoda; Insecta; Diptera; Psychodidae
Exons: 8
Coding region: 170-2350 (726 amino acids)
Source: RefSeq, a predicted model, not a curated record
CUUUUUUAUGUAAUGUCAAAUGUUUUGGUCCAAUCGCGUCUAUUUGUUGUUAACGUUGUUAAUGUAGUAAAAAGAUUAAUAAAUUAAGGAAUAUUUCGUGUGAGAUUAAAAAUUAAUAAGUGUGGAAACGAGGUUUGAGAAAUUUAAUAAGUAUUCAGAGUCAUGUACAAUGCCCCCCAGAAGAGGAAGGAAAAGGAAAGCUACUACAGAUGAUGCGGAUACUCCGUGCACAAUUGUAGACACAGUGGAAACAGCAAACGUUCCGGAGUGGUUCAGGAGAUCCAAUGUGAACAGUCUCGUCAAGAGGAAAAUCACUACAUUAUUCCCUGGUGAUUCCGACUUGGCUGAAAACAAAGAAUUCCAGGAAAAGUACCUUGAGUACUUCUACAAGCUUUAUACUGAGAAACCGACGUCCAGACGUCAUCCAGAUCUCCGCCUCUCCGAGUUGCAUUUCAGAGAUCCUCCAAUGUCCCGGGAGGAUAUCAGACACUGUUUCCUGAACAACAUUUAUAUGUUGGAAUGUCGUGUGGACAUGACCAAACGCAAUCUGUACCUUAAAUGCGAAAAACAUUCCUACAUGAAUUUUAUGAAUAAGUAUGAGAGCUAUAGAAAUGCAGAAGCUUUCCCGUCUUUCCGGAGGCUUUCCCAUCGAACAAUGAAGUAUGUCAACAAGUACAUGAGCAAAUUUCUGAGGUACCUGGAAAAUCUAGAAGAAAAGGAUCGCCUUAGGGACCAAGGAAACUCUUCGACUGAAAGUUCAGCGGAAGAUGCCACUGCCAAAAAGUCAUCAGCUGCUCCCCGUUCAGUGAAAUUGCGCAGGUUGCAGGAAGAAAAGGAGAAGCAGAAAGUCUUAGACGAGUCUGAAAAUCGUGUCCUGGCGGGUCCUAAGAAGAGAGUAAGGUUUCUAGAGUCAGACGAAGAAGACUCUGAUGAAUUGCGUGAGUCCGCUGUUGCAGCACUUUACAAUCUCGAUGGCAUGCCUCCAGAAUUUCGGGAAGAGUGUGAAAAAAUUCUGCGUGAUGCCGAUGAUGCAACUAAGUCUGCAUCUAAGCCUGGACCGAGUAGAAUAAAGUCUUCAGCUGCUCCUCUUUCUGUUAAGCUUCAAAGGGUAGAACAGGAACAACGAAGAAACUUGAGUGCUCAGCAGAAGAAAAUAGGCGCUGAAAGUCAUCCGGAAAGCGAAGAAGCUUCCACUGAGUACGAUCAGGCGGCUGUAGAAGCUUUGUACAAUGAAGUCUAUAAUCUAGGAGAUUCAGAGAUUCUUGCGGAGCUGGAAGAAAUUGAUUGUCAAACGCCACAGAAGACAGUUCCUCUAGAAAUGAACAAGAAGAAGAAGUCUCAGCCUCGUUCUCAAGCCAUUGAUGAUGAAAAAGAAAAUAGGACGAUGGAUAUGAGCGAUUCAGAAGAUGACUUUGUUUUUUGCAAUCUUCCAAAAAAGAGAAAGAAUCUCAAAAAUAUUUCUAAUAUUGCUCCACCGCCCAAAAAAAAACCUCCAGUGACUAUUAAGAAGCCAAAAGCUGCUCCACUGAGUGUUAAAAGACAUUGGGAGGCGACCAACAAGGAUACUCAAAGCGCCAAUCAAUCACAGAAUAUUUUGUCGCAGAAGUCCAAUUCGAGCGAAAAUAAUGAUAACGAUGGGAAUAAUAAUUCAGUAUCGAUGGAUAUUUCCUGCAUUAGUGACGAUGGUUUUCACUUAAAUUUACACACUGCCAGGGAAAACAACGAAGAUUUGCUGGGAUCUAUUCCUCUUACAGGACAAGGUCUGUCACAAGAAGUUCCGGAAUGUUUUAUCUCUAGUACACCGAAUUUUCGACCGGACAUUCUUACUGUCCGAUUGAAUGAUGAUCGUCUCCUCAAUAGUGUUCGCAUUCAUCGUGACAUCAGAAGCUACGUUGAUGGUGGAAUGGAUCGCAUAGAAGAGAACUCACUGAAUGAGAGUGACACAAGUGCGCCAUCCAGCUGUGAUAGGGAACCAAUCGAGAUAUCAGGAUCCUCUGCAAGGUUUGACAAAGACAAGACUACGCAGGACCUCUUGGAAUCAUCAAAUGAUUCCAGUGACACUGAAAGCGAUACUAAUCAAGACGAGGAUAAUUCGAGCAAUAUAAUUGUUUUAGUGAAUCUCCGUGAAGAAUUUAAGAUCUGUUUCGAAGAUUGGGGUGAAUAUUUAUUUGCAAACUUUGAACAAUUGAUGAACACCUUUGUAUUGCAAAAUCUUCCGGAAUAUGAUGAUGAUGUGGAGGCAAUUUCGGAAAGUUUUCCACCAAGAACUGAGCUAGUCUGUGUUGAGGAUUUAUCUCAGCGAAUGAGUCAACUGAAUAAUGCUCAAGAUCCACUUUAUUUUACUCAAUAAAGAAUUCUGUGCCAAUUUAAUAUUUAAUAAAUCCAAUAGAUCUUUA